UAUCGUCACUGAUCAAGUAACUGCUGAGAUGUUUGAAGCAGUAAACAUAAACGGUCAAUGCUUCGAAGAAAUGAUUUGAAAACUUAGCAGGCGCAGCUAAACUCACCUCACUGGGAAUCUUCUCUACAGCACGAAACGAGCGACCCACCCCAAAUGGAGCAAAACGCUGCGGAGAAAAUCAUCCGACCGCUGGAGGAUUAUAAUUUUCCCGCGCAGUUCAAAACCCUGAAGGAUGUGUGCACCGAACUGGCCAACCACGAGCGUAAAUGUGAAACGAAGCUGAAUAAUAUAAAACACCUGCACACCAAGAUGCUGGACAUGAUGAACGAUCAUCUGGCGCCGGCCGUCGAUGGGUCGGCGCAACAUCCCGACGGUGUAACGGAAGAGCUGACCAUACUGAGCCGGCUGCAGACGUUGAUCGAACAGAACCGAUCGUUGGAGGAGAAAAAUCGACGGUUGGAAAAAGCGAUCGAACAGUUUAGGGAAAAGUUUGAACGCAUCCUAAAAUGAGUUCACAGCAAUGAGCUACUAGAUCUGGACCCCUCUGCCGGUGCUUCAAUCCAGGUGCUAGGUUUUUAAUAAAGCAAAGAUAGGUACAUCAAAGUAACCAUCGUAUUGUAGCGAUGCAAUUCGGUUAUUCCAUUCCCAAGAAAAAGACAACUGCAGAAGGCUACUCCUCCGACUUCGAAAACAACCAUGGACUUGCGGAACAAAAAUCAAUCCACCGCUGUGAGUAAAGCGAAAGGAAAAGUAAAGCAUUUUACUUACCCGGUUGCUCCUAAUUGCAGCAAGAAAAAAAGCAAACAGCGACGAAAAAAU
Messenger RNA from Anopheles stephensi (Asian malaria mosquito), 819 nucleotides. RefSeq lists its product as uncharacterized. The record is from RefSeq and is a predicted model, not a curated record. The transcript is spliced from 2 exons. Bases 154 to 510 code for a protein of 118 amino acids. Lineage: Eukaryota; Metazoa; Arthropoda; Insecta; Diptera; Culicidae.